CAAUAUUCAAAAUGGCGGUCUUCGUUAUUUAAUUUAUUUCUUCAGUGGAUAAAGUUUCCUCGCAUUUGGAAGCGCACGGUAGAAUCAUGAAACGUGUCUUCAGUGUUCCUGAGAAGGUGACAGGAGGUGGUACAGUCCAAUACUGCUGGCAGCAGAAACUAGGAAAUUAUUUAGCUGUAGCUGGGACAAACAGAGUUUUGAUGAUCUAUGAUCGUCAUGGGGAACAGAAAGAUGAAAUCAACCUUCCAGGACAAUGCACAGGAAUGGCAUGGGACAAAGAUGGUGACACCUUGGCAAUCAUACAGGAUAAAAAUGGUAUUGUUUACCUGUGGGAUGCUAAUUCCCACAAGACCAUCCAACUGGAAAGUGGUUUGAGGGAAGGUCUGGCAUUUUUAUUAUGGUCAAGAGUUGGACCACAACUUGCAAUAGGUACAUCCAAAGGCAAUUUAUUGAUGUACAACCAUCAGACAUCAAGGAAAGUGCCAAUUCUUGGAAAACAUACCAAGAAAAUAGUGUGUGGAGCAUGGAACUCUGAGAAUUUACUAGCUCUUGGUGGAGAGGACAAGUGCAUCACUGUCAGUAAUGUUGAUGGAGAUACAAUUAGACAGGCUACUAUUAGAGCAGAUCCUACAGAAAUUCAGUUUAGUGAGAUGAAGACUGAUGAACGUAGCUCCAUUGGUGAAACAACGGUCAGCAUUAUAGUUGGAAGGAAAACUUUGUAUUUAUACAACUUGAAUGAUCCUGAUAACCCCAUUGAAUUGGCUUUUCAGCAAAGAUAUGGAAACAUAGUAGCCUACAAGUGGUUUGGUGAUGGCUACAUAAUGUUGGGUUUCUCCAAUGGCUAUUUUGUUGUGAUCUCUACUCAUAUGAAGGAGAUAGGACAGGAAUUGUAUCAAACAAGGGAUCAUAAGGAUGAGCUGACAGGCAUUGCCAUGUCUCUUGAACUUAACAAAGCAGCCUCAUGCGGCGACAACUGUGUAAAGAUUCAUGACUUGGCAGAGAUGAAGGAGAUCUAUGCUAUAAUUACUAUAGAGGAUGCGGGAGGACACCUGGACAAAAUCUCCUGGACAGACGAUGGACAACUGCUGGCUGUUAGCACUCAGUCAGGUGCAAUAUAUGUUUAUCUUACAAAGUUACCUGUCCUUGGUUGUGCCAGCGGAACACGAUUGUCAUAUCUAACAUCCCUCAAAGAGGUGACGAUUGUGGACAAUGUGAUGCAGGAGCGACCUCUGAGUGUGGAUAUCAUCGUAGAGCCAAACUUUGUGGCGCUGGGGCCAUAUCAUCUGGCCGUAGGAAUGAAUAAUCGUGCUUGGUUUUAUGCUUUAGCUGACAAAGGUCCUGAGCAAUUGAAAGAUCGAGAGUAUCUCGGUACAGUCAAUGCCAUUCAUCUGAACGCUGAUUAUGCUGCUGUUCUUUUUGAAGGGAAAGUUCAGCUUCAUUUGAUUGAAGGAGAAGCUUUGGAUACAGCAGAUGACCGAGAGACCAGACUGUUCCCGGAUAAAGGCAACCAAGGACGGAUCACAUGCUGUGCUUUGACUUCUGACUUUCUAAUCUAUGGCACGGAUAAUGGAAGCCUGUUUUAUUUCUUCAUCGAAGAUUGGCAGUUUGUCAAUGAAUUCAGACAUGUAGUAGGCAUUAAAAGGAUCUUCCCAGAUGUUAGUGGGACUCAUCUGGUGUUCAUCGAUGAAAAGAGUGAUGGAUUUGUUUACAAUCCUGUCAAUGAUGCCACUUUCGAGAUUCCCAACUUUUCCCCGAAUAUAAGAGGCAUUAUUUGGGAAAAUUGGCCUCUAGACAAGGACGUGUUCUGUGGUUACGAUGAAGAGAAAGUGUAUACCUAUAUCUUCUACAGAGAUAGUGUAAUAGGGCCCCAGUGUAUAAUGGCGGGAACCACCAAGCUGCCUUACGCUCAAAAACCCCUCAUGUUAUACGGUGGUGAAAUGACGUGUCAGACACAGAGCGGCAAGACCUCCAAACUCAGUCUUACCACGCAUUUAUUUCACGAGAAGCCUCAGGAUCUUCCACAAUCUGAUUUACAAACCUCAUUCAAUCACUGUCUGACGUUGAAACGUUUCAAAGAUGCAUGGACGCUGGCUCGCAUCCUGGAUUCCAAAGAUUCUUGGAUCGAACUGGGAAAAAAGGCGAUCUAUCAUUUGGACAUUGAGCUUGCUAUCAGAGUGUACCGAAAGAUGGGAGAUGUUGCCAUGGUCCAGUCUCUAGAGAGUAUCGAGGGAACUGAAGACAAACAUCUCCUGGCCGGAUAUGUUGCCAUGUUUCUCGAAGAAUACAGUACAGCACAGGAUUUGUUUCUUGGCUCAACAUAUCCGUUGGCUGCGCUUGAGAUGAGGCGUGACUUACUUCACUGGGACCAAGCCCUUGAGUUGGCCAAGAGUCUGGCACCCAAUCAGAUUCCUUACAUUUCAAGAGAAUACGCCCAGCAGCUGGAGUUCACCGGAGACUACAGUAAUGCUCUGCUUCACUAUGAAAAAGGAGUAACCAAGUUGCCAGAGAAACGUGACCACGAUGAACUGUGUAUCGGUGGAAUGGCAAGAAUGGCAAUCAGAGUAGGAGACAUAAGAAGAGGUGUGAAUUAUGCUGCUAAGAGUCCCAGCAGACCGCUAAAGAAAGAGUGUGCUACUAUCUUGGAGUCAAUGAAGCAAUAUUCCGAGUCUGCUCUGUUGUUUGAGAAAGGACAAUACUGGGAAAAGGCAGCUGCUGUGUACAUCAAGACUAAGAAUUGGGCAAAGGUCGGUGAAUUGCUAGCUCACGUUACCUCUCCUAAGCUUCAUGCGCAGUAUGCUAAGGCCAAGGAGGCCGAUGGGAAAUAUAAGGAGGCUGCAAUAGCUUACGAGGCGGCUAAAGAUUAUGACAGCGUCAUCAGGAUCAAUCUUGAUCACCUGCAAAACCCCGAGGAAGCUGUAAGGAUUGUGAAGGAGACCCAGUCUGUCGAAGGAGCUAAAAUGGUGGCCAAGUUCUUUCAGAAACUUGGUGACUUUGGAUCUGCGAUUCAGUUCCUUGUUCUGUCCAAAUGCAACGAUGAAGCAUUUCAGCUCGCCCAGACGCAUAAUCAAAUGGAACAGUAUGCUGAAAUAAUUGGCGAUGAUGCAGUUGCGGAUGACUAUGCCAGCAUCGCCAUGUACUUCGAGAAUCAAAAACAAUAUUUCCUGGCUGGAAAGUUUUUCCUGAAGUCAGCACAAUAUGCUAAGGCUUUGAAGCACUUCUUGAAAUGUCCCGUUGGAGAAGAUGGCGAAUCCAUUGAGCUGGCAAUUGAAACUGUUGGUCGGGCAGGUGAUGAGGUGUUGACACAUCAGUUGAUUGACUUCCUUAUGGGAGAGGCUGACGGUAUACCAAAGGAAGCAAAGUACUUAUUCCGGCUUUACAUGGCGUUAAAGCAAUAUCGUGAGGCAGCGCGCACGGCCAUCAUCAUUGCGAGGGAAGAUCAGAAUGCUGGUAACUACAGGAAUGCUCAUGACGUCUUGUUCAGCAUGUACAGAGAACUUACUGAUCACAAGAUAAAAAUUCCCGCGGAGAUGAUGCAGAAUCUGAUGAUCCUUCAUAGUUACAUUUUGGUCAAGCUACAUGUGAAACGAGGUGAUCACAUGAAGGGUGCCCGUAUGUUGAUUAGGGUGGCUAAUAACAUCAGCAAGUUCCCUGCACACGUUGUUCCCAUACUGACGUCCACCGUUAUCGAGUGCCAUAGGUCGGGACUGAAAAAUUCUUCCUUCAGCUAUGCGGCCAUGUUGAUGAGACCUGAAUAUCGUCAAAAGAUUGACCUCAAGUACAAAAAAAAGAUUGAACAAAUUGUCAGGAAACCAGACAAGACGGAAGAGGACGAACCUCAAGAUCCUUGUCCUUACUGCGGCAACGAAGUACCUCAGACUAAACUGGACUGUCCAGAAUGUAAAAACACCAUACCUUACUGUAUUAUCACGGGUCGUCAUAUGGUUAAAGACAACUGGACAAUGUGUCCUAACUGUUCGUUCCCUGCUCUUCACUCGGAACUUAUGAGUCUACUGGAGGCCAGUGAAACAGUGUGCCCAAUGUGCUCCCAAAGCAUAGCAGCCACGGAAGUGAAACCAAUCAAGGAUCCAUCACCGUAUUUGAAGACUGCAGAUCAAGACUGAGAAUCGAGCCAGAACACGAGUUCUGCGAAAUGCUACCUUGGAGUUGUAUUUAACUGUAAAUAAUCAUCGCUUCUUGGAUCUCUGCGUUUUUAUUUUAUUUUAUUUUUUUUUGAUCGCAUGAGAUGGUUAGAAUUUAAGUAAUAAAUAGCAUGCGAAUGGUACUUUGUCGUCAAUAAAAACACGUUAGAUGUACUCAACAAAUUUGUUGUGAGAUAAUUUUUUCCUCUUCCACAAUGUUGAGUCCGGAAGCUAAACCACUCCUAACUUGCGGACUAGAAAUUUUGUUAGGAGAGAGAAUGGUUUACAUUUUUCCUUUAGAGGCUCAUUGCAUAAUCUAAACGCGCCAUAUUGUCUUCCAGGAAAAUACGAAGUGGCCAGAAAUACAUUUGUAGGUAGCAGGAAGGACAAGACCACAAUCUUACAUCUGCAUAAUUUUCUGUCACGCUAUUUUUCCGAACCGUUAUUAAGUUUAAAUACGCAAUUCUUGUUACAGUUGACAAAGUUAAGAGCAUUAGUAAGAUAUUUAUAUAAACUCAGCUGCUUUUGUGAUAGUUAGACAUUUCAUGAGGGGUUAACCGAAACGGUUGCAUAGAGACAGAUAUUAAUAUUUCUCUGGCUGCUGCUCACUAUUUCAGUUCUUUAAUAUUGUACAUAUAAAAUAAUUAUUUUGCAUUGAAGUUAAUGUACAUGUGUAAUCUUACAAGAGGACUCAAAAUUAUGUCGGAAAAUCUAACCAGUCAGUUUGGUAAGUUGGACGUCCUCUUGCACUCAAAAAUAUCAAGUUAAUUGAAUCUUCACCCAUCCAGUUCCACAUGCAUUUUUCAUCACAGCACAUCAAACUUACAAUUCAAUCUUUUAACACCAGUGGAGUUGAGUACAAAGUGACAACAACCACACAGACUGCCAAAAUAAGAAGGAAAAAACGAAAAGAAAAAAAUUGAAGGAAAUGUCGUGUCAGCCAUUGAAAUCAUAAAUCAACUGGAUGUGCUAAUUUGGGAUAUCCAAUUGUUUAACAGACUUGUGUUUGACUGUGGAACUGUCAAGGUUCAGAUCUGUGGUACUUUCCACAUAACUACCUUGUGUAAAUUAAUCAGUAUUGUUUUCUAGGCAAAACAGAAAAUACCUGUGUCCAGACUUCGAAGAAAAAAACAUUACACAACUGUUUUGCCUAGCCUACCCUGAGAAGGCAACAAUACCUAGCUGAUAAAAUCUAAACAUAUAUAAUUGUUUUAAGUCUCCUGUUUUGAGAAAUGUUGAUGAAAAACAUUCUCCUUUAUUUUCAUCGAGUCAAGGCUACUCCUCACGUGAAGGCUGAAUUAUGCAACUAAUCAAGCUGACUUGAGCCAAGUUGCAUAUUUCACUAGUACUAUUCUGUACUAACAAAACUAGCUCCAAUGCAGGAAGAGGAUGGCAUUACCAA
Pocillopora verrucosa is the source of this 5541-nucleotide messenger RNA. Lineage: Eukaryota; Metazoa; Cnidaria; Anthozoa; Scleractinia; Pocilloporidae. The record is from RefSeq and is a predicted model, not a curated record.